AUGGCCGACUACACUUCUUCUUUAUCAGCCUCCCGUCUCUCCCCUCCUCUCUCUUCCGGCGCCUCAGAAAACGAGGACAUCCCCCAGCGGACCCAACAAAACUCCUCUAAUCAACCGCCCACCUCUCUGGAGAACAUCAACCUCGAUUCGUCAGCCACAGGCACAGAACUAGCCAACAUGCGACGAUCGGCACGCAACACGAACAAACCCAAGCCCGUCGCCGUGACUUCCCCUUCGAGGCCCGCCAAGCGGAAGAUCACCACCAGGGUGGUGAAGAAGGAGCCCAAGUGGACGACAGAGAAGCUCCUUACGGACCACAAGUCGCCGCUCGCCAGCGCUGAUUUACGGACUAUUCUCUGCCAGCCAGCCGCCUGGGAUAUCCUCUCCAAAGAAGAGCGGGCCGAGAUUAUCUCCCUCUUUCCCGCUGGCACGCGCAUCCUUGAUCCGGGCACAGACAAUUCCCGCCCGGAUCUCGAUGCCCUCCGCAAUGACAACAACUUCCGCCACGAUUGCGCCACGUACGCUGACAACAUCGCCAUGGGCAAGCACGACCCGGAGUGGCUCGAGCAGGCAUGGGCGGCACGUGAGAGGCGGCGCGCCGGUGAUUUUGACGGCUAUCUGAAGCAGAAGUUUGAAGACGAGUGGUCGUGUGAGUUACCUGAGGAGUUCAGACCCAAGAGGGGCGGGGAUGAGCCGGCGAAGGAAGUCGCGCCCUCCGAGGAUGGGGAAAAGGCAAAGUGCGAGGCUCAGACGGAGAUGAAGGUAGAAGAUGGUGGGGCUAAAGAGGCCGGAGUUUUGGAGGAAGCGCCGAAGAAAGACGUCGACAUGACCGACAGAUGCGAGUUCAAAGAGGUUGUGGAUGUCAAGCUUGGGUCCCCUACUUCGCAGGCAUCUGGGAUCAAGCUUGGAUCUCCUGCUCCUGAGGAAUCGUGCGUGAAGCUUGGAUCUCCCAUUCCUGAAUCACAAGAGGAGAAGUUCUAG
Messenger RNA from Colletotrichum spaethianum, 981 nucleotides. RefSeq lists its product as uncharacterized. The record is from RefSeq and is a predicted model, not a curated record. Bases 1 to 981 code for a protein of 326 amino acids. The transcript is spliced from 2 exons. Lineage: Eukaryota; Fungi; Ascomycota; Sordariomycetes; Glomerellales; Glomerellaceae.